AUGAGUGACUCCACCAACAGCGUCUCUCCUUCCUCCGAUUACGCCUCCAUCUCUUCCGGCGAUCAGUCUCUUCAGCGGAGUCGAAGGAGUGGAGAUGGAAACCGAGCCAUUGUCCUCGAGUCUCGUCACUGGCACGAUGUGUUCUGGUCAGCCAUCUUCAUGAUCCACAUUAUCUGUCUGGGAUUCGUACUCGCUGUGCUUGGGCUCAAUAGGUUUAGGAUACCAGAUAGGUUAAACAUUGACAGAUACACUCAUGGGUUCUUGGAGAAUCAUAAAGGACUCACCGAGGACUACUGGCCACUCUACGCUGUUGCUGGUGCGAUUGGAGUCUUUAUCAGUUGGAUGUGGUCGUUGCUGCUCGGCUCCUACGCCAAUGAGAUGAUGAAAGUCUCUGUUCACAUCUUGACAACCUAUUUAGCUGUAGUUAGCGUGCUGUGUUUCUGGUGCAGACAGUUCUUUUGGGGAGGUGCAUUCGCCAUUGGAGCUCUCUUGCAGUUCUUGUAUGUUAUUUCAGUUAUAGACAGACUUCCCUUCACGAUGCUGGUUCUGCGGAAAGCGCUGAAGCUGGUUUGGGGGCUUCCUAAGGUGAUAAUGGUGGCGCAUGCUUUCACAGUGGUCAUGCUUUUGUGGAUGUCUCUGUGGUCUUUUGGGGCAGCUGGUGUUGUGGCAUCGAGCAUGGGUGAUGAGGGACGAUGGUGGCUUCUUGUGGUUCUUUCGGUUAGCUUGUUCUGGACAGGCGCUGUGCUGUGUAACACUGUACAUGUUAUAGUUUCUGGGAUGGUGUUUCAUGUUCUGUUUCAAUGUGGUCAACAAGAGGCAUCGUCGUUGCCUCCUAGCACUUUGAUAGGAUCACUUAGGUACGCCGUGACAACGUCUUUUGGGAGCAUUUGUUACGGAUCACUCUUCACUGCUGCAAUUAGGACACUUCGUUGGGAGAUAAGGGGAUUCCGAUCCAAGAUUUGUGGAAACGAAUGUCUGCUUUGCUGCGUUGAUUUCUUGUUUCAUCUAGUUGAAACUCUAGUUCGGUUUUUCAACAAGUAUGCCUAUGUCCAGAUUGGAGUGUAUGGAAAAGGAUUCAACAGAUCAGCGAGAGACGCGUGGGAGUUGUUUCAGUCGACAGGUGUAGAGGCACUUGUUGCGUAUGACUGUUCUGGUGCUGUGCUUCUGAUGGGAACCAUCUUUGGAGGACUCAUCACAGGCUCUUGCAUUGGCAUGUGGGCUUGGAUCAAAUACAGUGAUAGGGUUAUAAUGGUUGCAUCUACGGCUAUGUUGAUGGGAAUGGUUCUUGUGGGUCUAGGAAUGGUGGUGGUGGAGAGCGCGGUGACAUCGAUAUACAUAUGUUUUGCUGAAGAUCCUUUGUUGAUUCAGAGAUGGGAUGCUGAUUUCUUCACUGAGAUGUCUGAGAUGCUUCACCGGCGUCUCCAGCACCGUAGUGCUCGAGCCCGUGAAGUUUUGACGACGACCGCUUGA
Messenger RNA from Microthlaspi erraticum, 1470 nucleotides. The record is from the annotation of a GenBank genome assembly. NCBI's taxonomy places the organism in Eukaryota, Viridiplantae, Streptophyta, Magnoliopsida, Brassicales, Brassicaceae.